Periconia digitata is the source of this 1311-nucleotide messenger RNA. NCBI's taxonomy places the organism in Eukaryota, Fungi, Ascomycota, Dothideomycetes, Pleosporales, Periconiaceae. The record is from the annotation of a GenBank genome assembly.
UUCUUGUGCCCUCAAGAUGUAAGCUUGCGUCUAAGUGAUACUCAUUAUUCACGUGUAUUGGUCAGCUCGUCUGUCAUUAGAGAAUCUUACUAUACGAGGACCUGGAAUACUUUGCGCAUCGACCCAACGCGACAUUGGGUAGUUCGUCUAUGUCGCCGGAUCUCUUUGAUCGCCAUGACCUAGAUCGUACAAGUUCGUCUAUUCUGAAUCGGGUUGGGUUCUCUUCGUAUUGGUUGGUCAGUUCGUCUACAAGCAUGAGCGCUCUACAAGUCUUACUGCAUAUCGUAGUCAUAAGCUACUCCAACUGUGCCCACAAUAUGGAAGAAGUCACGAACAUGAGUUUCAUCCACGCGAUCAUCCUCCCCAUUCACUUCUCCUUCACCAUAACCUUCUUCCCCACCAAGACACCAACAACCAAACAUCGCUUUCCAACUAAGCUCAUCUUUCUCGCCCUAACUCUUAUAUCAUCCGUUUUCCAAAUCCUGGCUUACACUUCUCUUACCAUACUCUCCACGACUAAACCAGCCCAACCAUCGUCGGCAACGUACAGAAGUCUGUUUCUGUUUAGUAUCAACAUCAGUCCGACGUUACUGACGGCCGCGCUAUCCGUGUAUCUCCCUUACGUGUGUGCGGCUACCGUGCAACCCGCUCGCCACACCACCAGCAACGCCAACGAGGAAGUCGGGAAGAGAAACACACGUCCCCGUAACAAUGCCACCACACACGGAUAUAGUCGUGUACUGGAGAGAGCAUUGCAGAUCACGUAUAGCUUAGUCAUGAUUCUCCAACUCAUCGGACUCUGCCUCAUCGCCACUAUUACCUCCUCGACAGACUCUCCACCAACAGCAAUUCAGAACAGUGGCACAGCGCUUCUGCGUGCUAGUCUCGCACUACACGCUCUCUGCAUCAUUGCAAUGAUAAGCGUUGUAGGGGGCACAUUCCGAAGCGCUUUCCUUCCAAACCGCCCUUCGUCAUCACAACUUGAGCACGACAAUAGUGGUGAAGAAAGAAAGAUGAAGACGAACCGACGAUCUGCCCUUGUUUUUCUUCUAGUGCUGUUAUUGACGACAUCCCUCCCCCUCCUCAUCCGCACAAUCUACAGAAGCAUAGAUCCGUACUCCGGUAUCGCGUUCACGGGAGAUGACGAAAUGCGUUAUUUCUACGGGCUAGAUGCAUCGAUGAUACUACUUGUCCACUUAGGCGUGACAAUGUCGAUGCCAGUGGUUAGGGCGUUCGUCAGCAAAGCGGUGCGCGAGGAAAAUGGCAACAAGGCUGUUGGGUAUGGUGAUAGUGAUGAAGAAGAGUGAGCGU